AUGCAGUUGCGAUGGGACUACCCGAACCCGAAUGAGUACAUUAUAGGAGCUUGGGAGCCAAAGACGUCAAAUCACAACUUCUGUGAAGAGGACUACAUCAUCACACCGUACAUUGGCGAGUUCAUCAAUACCCUCACAAACAUUACCUACGUCAUCUACGGCCUCUAUGGUCUCCGCCGCGUCGCACCUAAACCAGAUGGCGGACUAAUCUCAACCCUCGCAUUCCCCUACUGGGGUCUAAUCGGCGUAGGUGUCCUAUCAGCCUGGUUCCACGCGACCCUAAAAUACCACUCGCAAAUGGGCGACGACCUAUCCAUGUUCUUGGCUGUAGGUGCCAUCUUGCACCAACUCCUCUGUUUCGGCGCCACGCAAUCCGAGCGCCGGAAAUACACCUUCUACAUACUCGGCAGCCUAAUCCCCAUCUCCAUCUACCACGUCUGGGCCGACGAAAUCAUCAUGCAUGAAAUCGCCUUUGCCGUCAUGAUCUUCCUUGUUAGUAAGCAGACGCGCGCACUGAUUAAGAAGCAAGUCAAGAACGAGGAGAGCAGGAAGAAGUUGGGCAGAAUGGCUACGUUUGGGAUUUCGACCGGGCUUUUCGGAUACUUCCUUUGGAAUAUCGAUUUCCAUCUUUGCGCCUAUGUUACGCAGUUCAAGCGCUAUGUUGGGCUGCCUUGGGGGUUCCUGUUCGAGCUGCACGGGUGGUGGCACAUUUUGACUGCUAUUGGUGCGUAUGUGGGUAUGGCGUUGGUGGAGUAUCUGGUUACUAUUGAGGAAGGCAAGUCUGGAAAACUCGAGGAGGGAUUUGUGUGGCCUGUUAGGGCUGUGCUGAGGGAUUUGGACGGUGUUGAGCGAAAGGGUGUGGAGAGCAAGAAGACGAUGUGA
This is a messenger RNA of Alternaria atra, 882 nucleotides long. RefSeq lists its product as uncharacterized. Gene Ontology annotation, cellular component: endoplasmic reticulum membrane. The record is from RefSeq and is a predicted model, not a curated record. The transcript is spliced from 4 exons. Gene Ontology annotation, biological process: ceramide catabolic process; ceramide biosynthetic process. Bases 1 to 882 code for a protein of 293 amino acids. Lineage: Eukaryota; Fungi; Ascomycota; Dothideomycetes; Pleosporales; Pleosporaceae.